GAUAAUUUGAUAUGAGAUUGAAGCAGUGGCGAAAUGAUAAUUCAAUUUAUCUUGGAUUCUAGGAGGGAGUAGUUAUCAAGCCGAGUUAUUUUUGGUGUUGUGAUCAUCGAACUAUGGGGCAGGAGAGCCUGUAAACACCCCCUGAUUAUUAGGUAGUGAGGGGCUGAUGAUCUGGUUGCAUCUUCAAUCAUCUUCGCUACUACUAAUCGUUCUCGAGCCGUUGUAUUAAUAUGGCGUCCCAUACAGCUGCUGGUUCUAACUCUUCAAUGUUCAGGCAAAAAAGGAAUGCGGAUGAAGUCAUCCAUUGAAGUUAUGUUCUGCUUGAUGUUUUAUCAUCAACUGAUCAUUCCCUGCUUGCUUGGCACAAAGCCCUCCGCAAUGACGUGAAUCAUAACAUCACCAACACAAAAAACGUUCAGAUAUCGGUAUUUCUCUACACAAAACAUACACACAACAUGUCAAUCGGCGUUGCUAUCAUUGGGUCCGGCAUUUUUGCUCAGACUGAGCAUCUGCCAGCUGUCCAAGCUACCCCUCAUUUGUCCCUCAAAGCUAUUUACUCCCGUUCUCUCAAAUCCGCACAAUCACUGAACGUCGAUGUUCCUCUCUAUUCCGAUGAUUCGGGUGUUGGAAACACAUACUACGACCUCCUUCUUCGCACCGAUGUUCACGCCGUCAUAAUCGCCCUCCCAAUUCUCGCUCAGCCCGAAUUCAUUGAAGCAGCUCUCGCAGCGGGCAAGCAUGUAUUGUCAGAGAAGCCAAUUGCAGGAGACCUGGAGAAGGCACAACGCUUGCUAGAAUAUUACAAUGGUGAUAAAGUGAAGGGUGGAGCUACAUGGAGCGUAGCUGAGAAUUUUCGAUUCUUGGAUUCGUUCAUCCAUGCAAGGAAGGAAAUAGAGAAGUUAGGAAGAGUCCUGGGCUUUCGAAUUCAAGUUUUUGGCAGCGUCAAGCCAGGAAUGAAAUACUUUGAGACUGAGUGGCGCAAGAAGCCAGAUUAUCAAGGCGGCUUUUUACUCGAUGGAGGUGUUCAUUUCACAGCGGCCGGCAGAUUGCUCUUGGGCGAGGAAGCAAAGCCAACAGCUGUCGUGGCAUUUAGCACACUUCUUCGGGAGCAUUUACCCCCUGUUGAUACGAUCAAUUCGAUAUGGCUCACGAAGUCGGGAAUAUCAGGCACAUUUAGUGUCUCCUUCGGUACCACUCUUUCUGGCCCUGAAUAUACAGUCGCUUGUGAGCAUGGUAGUGUUUCUGUUAUCAGAAGCAAAGUCAUUGUGCGCAAGGGUGAAGAAAGCGAAAAGAACUUUACAGAGGUUGAGUUUACAGAAGAGGGUAGUGGCGUGAAGCAGGAAGUUGCUGCUUGGGCUCAGAGUAUUGUAGACGGAAAGCCUAAUUCUAGGCAAUCUCCUCAAGAAGCCCUUGCUGACCUGGAAAUCCUGGAAAAGUUGUUGCGGAGUGGAGAGGAACAAGGGAAGAGCCAGAACUUGCAAUUUCAAAUCUAGGGCCGCAAAUUUACUCCGAACACAUUCACGCCUUGAUUUGUUUGUAGUAUCUUUUGUUUAAUAACGGCUCUCGAAUCUCAACAUUCAUAUAAAAGUAUAUACUUUGCAUGUUUCCGAGAUGUCCAAUAGCGAUGUUUUCAUUCAAGCUAAAGUUGAAAUAUCUGGAAUUGUAAUGACUGA
This is a messenger RNA of Botrytis cinerea B05.10, 1673 nucleotides long. RefSeq lists its product as hypothetical. The record is from RefSeq and is a predicted model, not a curated record. Gene Ontology annotation, molecular function: nucleotide binding; oxidoreductase activity. Bases 456 to 1493 code for a protein of 345 amino acids. The transcript is spliced from 3 exons. Gene Ontology annotation, cellular component: cytoplasm. NCBI's taxonomy places the organism in Eukaryota, Fungi, Ascomycota, Leotiomycetes, Helotiales, Sclerotiniaceae. Gene Ontology annotation, biological process: NADPH regeneration.